CGUUCAGUGGAGCGCGUCGCUUCGUACCGCGCUGCGAGCCCUGAAGAGCCCGCGCUCCCCACGCAGACCCACCACUCCUAGGCCCCGACUCCCCGGGCGUCUGGCUGGCAGCAUGGCGGACGACUUGGACAUCGAGGCAAUGCUGGAGGCGCCAUACAAGAAGGAAGACACCAAGACCACGAGUCCCAACGGCGAGGAGGAGCGCUCCAAGAGGAAAAAGCGCAGUCGGGACCGGAAAAAGAGCCGAAGCCGGGAACGGAAAAAGAGCCGCAGCCGGGAACGGAAACGCAGCCGUGAGCGGCGACGGAGCCGCAGCCGGGAGCGCCGCCGCAGCCGGGAGCGAGGAGGACGCUACAGGGACCACCACAAGCACCGCGGGCGCUCCCGGAGCAAGAGUCCCAUCCGCAAGGAGAAGAGUCCGGUCCGGAAAGAGAAGAGUCCGAUCCGACAGCCGAUCGACAACCUGACUCCAGAAGAGCGAGACGCCCGGACCGUCUUCUGCAUGCAGCUGGCCGCCCGGAUCCGCCCCCGAGACCUGGAGGACUUCUUCUCCGCAGUGGGCCAGGUUCGAGACGUGAGGAUGAUCUCAGACAGGAACUCCCGCAGGUCAAAGGGCAUCGCGUACAUCGAGUUUGUGGAGACCGGCUCCGUUCCCCUCGCCAUCGGCUUGACGGGGCAAAGGCUGCUGGGAGUUCCCAUCAUUGUGCAAGCCUCUCAGGCAGAGAAGAACCGAGCAGCAGCUGCAGCCUCCGUCCUGCAGAAAGGCGCCUGCGGCCCGAUGAGGCUCUAUGUGGGAUCACUGCACUUCAACAUCACAGAGGAGAUGCUGCGAGGGAUCUUUGAGCCAUUUGGACGGAUUGAGAGCAUCCAGCUGAUGAUGGACAGUGAGACGGGACGCUCCAAAGGCUACGGCUUCAUCACCUUCGCAGAUGCAGAGUGUGCCAAGAAAGCUUUGGAACAGCUGAACGGCUUCGAACUGGCCGGGCGGCCCAUGAAGGUCGGCCACGUGACGGAACGCGGCGACGCGGCCGCCGCCUCCUCCUUCCUGGACAACGACGAGCUGGAGCGCUCCGGCAUCGACCUGGGAACCACCGGCAGGCUGCAGCUGAUGGCUCGACUGGCUGAGGGUACAGGGCUGCAGAUCCCUCCUGCCGCCCAGCAGGCUCUACAGAUGAGUGGAGCCAUCGCCAUCGGAGCCAUGGCUGCUGUUUCCGCUGCCAUGAAUCCAGCCAUGAACAUGAACUCUGCUCCUCUGAGCCUGCCGUCUCAGCCUCUGGCCACACACUGCUUCCAGCUGUCCAACAUGUUCGUCCCCCACAGUGAGGAGCCUCCUGGAUGGGAAGUGGACAUCCAGCAUGAUGUGAUUGAUGAGUGUAACAAACAUGGAGGAGUCGUUCACAUCUACGUCGACAAGAACUCAGCUGAGGGGAAUGUCUAUGUGAAGUGUCCAUCCAUCCCCGCCGCCAUGGCCGCUGUCAACGCUCUGCAUGGACGCUACUUCGCAGGUAAGAUGAUCACGGCGGCCUACGUUCCUUUGCCGACCUAUCAUAACCUCUUCCCGGAGUCUGUGACGGCCACUCAGCCGCUGGCCCCGCCCCCUCGCCGGUGA
Salarias fasciatus (jewelled blenny) is the source of this 1609-nucleotide messenger RNA. RefSeq names its product RNA-binding protein 39-like. The record is from RefSeq and is a predicted model, not a curated record. Gene Ontology annotation, cellular component: nucleus. NCBI's taxonomy places the organism in Eukaryota, Metazoa, Chordata, Actinopteri, Blenniiformes, Blenniidae. Gene Ontology annotation, biological process: mRNA processing. Gene Ontology annotation, molecular function: RNA binding. The transcript has 15 exons. The coding region runs from base 113 to 1609 and encodes 498 amino acids.